CUGCGUACCGAAUACAGUCAGUUGUCCAGCAAGCUGAACCAGGCAUUGCGACAAAUGGACUUGCUGAGGUCGAACUCGUACGCGAGCUACCGCUCCUCUUCAAUUCCUCGAACCAGUGUCUACUCUCAUUUCUAUCCCUACUACUAA
Molecule: messenger RNA, 147 nt
Organism: Strongylus vulgaris
Lineage: Eukaryota; Metazoa; Nematoda; Chromadorea; Rhabditida; Strongylidae
Source: the annotation of a GenBank genome assembly